UCACAGUUUCUCUGCACACCUUUUCCACUUACUAAUUAAGGCUCUGUCUCACAGCAAGAGAGUUUUUGGCCUGCUGUCUCUCGAAGGGAAUACCUGCAAGAACGAGAAUAACUAUGAAGUGCUUUCGAAUGGCUUUCUUCUCUCUGGCUGUGUUCAGCUUAUGGAGCUCUACUGUACAGGAUUCUGCCAAUAUGACUACAACAACCAGCACAGUGAAAGCGUCUUCUGGAUCAUCUCUGAGAACAAGCAGUCUUUCAGCUACCACAGCUACUUCGUUAAGGAGUGCUCCUACACCAUCUCCUAAUGGAAAUAAAGCAUCCCAAGCAACAUCUUCAUCACUACAGGUAUUACCAGCAACAAACAACAGCACUUCUACAUCAGGGACUAGCCAUUCAGUUCCACCAACUUCUGCAACAUCCAAGUUGACUCCAAUGACUAUUGGUCCAACCAGUAACAUAACUGAAGAUGUCAGAAGGAAUGAAACACACCGAGAAAGCAUAUCUCAGAAUACAACACAAAGAAGUGGCUUUGUGGACACAGACCAGGCACCAGAUACUCCUUCUUAUACCAGUAUUAUUUUGCCAGUCAUUAUAGCUUUGAUAGUAAUAACCCUCUCGGUAUGCAUCCUGGUGGGUUUGUACAGAAUCUGCUGGAAGACUACGCCAGAGAGGCAAGAGAAUGAAACUGAACACACUUCAUUAGAUAAAGAGAAUGUGAAAUUAAUUUCUGUUAAAACAACUUCUCCAGAGUCUGGAGAACACUCUUCUCAGGGGACAAAUAAAACUCGGCAGCCUGAUAAUUCCUCUUCACAUUUGGGCAACAAAUGAGUGUGAAGAAUUCCUAUUUCAUGGUUUCUUGCUGGAUUGACUCACCAAAGCAGAAAUUCCCCCUGGAACAGUGUGGAUCAACAGACAAAUAAAAUGUGCACAUUUAACUGCUAUAUAACAUGUUACUCUGAAGCGCCUCCUCACAUCUAUGCCUGCGGUUUUCCAUUGGAAAGCCUCUUUUCCUUUUUGUCUGCGGUGUAACUGUUGUAUAAUAUGUAUUUAUUGCUUUUUACCUAUACAAAAACAGUGAAAUUUUCACCUCUUACUAAUGUAAAAAGCUUACAAUAUUUGACUAAUGGUUUUGUACAUAAAAACACUCUUCCUAAAAAGGGAAUAAACAUGUUUUCUUGGGCUUCCAA
Sphaerodactylus townsendi is the source of this 1186-nucleotide messenger RNA. It is a transcript of the gene EMCN, whose product is annotated as endomucin. The transcript is spliced from 12 exons. The record is from RefSeq and is a predicted model, not a curated record. Bases 114 to 827 code for a protein of 237 amino acids. NCBI's taxonomy places the organism in Eukaryota, Metazoa, Chordata, Lepidosauria, Squamata, Sphaerodactylidae.